AUGGGCUCUAUAAAACUCGACGAGCAAGAUGAUCGAACGCAGGCAAAUGGCCAUUCUACUGACAUAAUGUCUACCGGAGAGGCUGACCCUGAGGGAUUCUGGUCUUUCAAACUCACCGGUCUUGCAUCUGAUCCACCAAAUAGCCCGACGGGUCUAAGAGAGGAAAUCUUGCUCCUUGCAUGGCUCCUCGUUCUCCUACGAACUCAAGAUGAAGGCCAGGUCUGGUUUGAUUGGGCUUAUAAAGGUCAAGGAAAUGGUGAUCCUGACGAGCCUGUGAAAAGGCGCCUGAUUAUGGAUGAAUUGAAGAUAGGGUUACAAGACAAUGUUGGGCAAGUUGGUGCUAGAAUUGCUGGCCACAUCACGGCAUGUACCCAGGCCCAGCUACCUGACGGCUCCAACCCCGUUUCGCUUCUGGUGAGCACCAGUUCCCUGUCUCACACGCCUGAAGAAGCAAGUGGUCAAUGUACACUGCACCUCCAGACCCAAUUUGACGGUGGCCGUCUUAAAAUUCGUCCAGUAUGGCACACGGAGAACAUGUUGCCCUAUACUAUGACACGACACGUCAUAGCACUGGUCGAUACCGUCAAAAUAUGUAUUUCGAAUCCGGACGAUCCCAUCGAAAGUUGCCUUCGGCCGACCGCAGCUGAUCUGGAUGAAAUAUGGAAGUGGAAUCACUCAUUGCCACAAUCCUACGGCUUUUGCAUGCACGAUGUGAUCUCUCAGCAAGCCCGGAUUUUCAAAGACAAGUUAGCAAUCUUAUCCUGGGAUGGCAACUUGACGUAUGCCGAAGUUGAUCAAUAUUCUACAUCCAUUGCCUACUCGCUGAAAGAGAUGGGUGUCGAGUUGCAUGAUGUCCUGCCCGUCUGCUUUGAGAAGUCAAGAUGGACCACCAUCGCCGUGCUUGCGGUCAUGAAAGCAGGGGCGACUUUCGUGCUGAUGGACCCAUCCCUUCCGCUUGCUCGCCUACAAACCAUGGCGAAACAGGUCGGAGCAAAGACGAUGCUUACGUCUAGGAAACAAUAUGACUAUUCGGCCGCAAUCUUGCCCAAUGGGAACCUGAUGAUUGUGGAGGAGGACACAUUCAACCACGUCUCAUGCUCGCAAGUCAAGCCAGAAUUGACAGUCGUCCCCCCAUCUGCUCUGAUGUACAUAAUUUUCACUUCUGGAAGCACGGGUGUCCCAAAGGGAGUCUUGAUUUCUCACCAAACCUAUACAAGCAGUGCCAUUCCUCGGGCGGACGCAGUCGGCUAUACGGAGCACUCUAGGGUUCUUGAUUUUGCAUCGUAUGCUUUUGAUGUCAGCAUCGACAGCAUGUUCUGCACCCUUUCGAAGGGCGGAUGUCUCUGCAUUCCCUCUGACGAAGAUCGCAUGAACGACUUGAGUGGAGCAAUGCGGAGAAUGCAAGUCACCUAUGCUGGCCUGACACCUUCGGUGGCCCGCAUAUUGGACCCGGAUGUUGUGGCAUCGCUCAGUGCCCUGGGUCUCGGAGGCGAGGCAGCCACUGCAAGAGAAGUGACGCGCUGGGGCAAAGUCACUAGGAUCGUCAUAGGCUAUGGCCCGUCCGAAUGCACGAUCGGAUGUACAAUCAACAGCAGCGCUGCCACCGGCAGGGACUAUGUCUCCCUUGGGAGAGGCAAUGGGGCAGCAAUAUGGAUCGUUGACCCCGAUGAUCACGAAUUGCUUAUGCCAGUCGGCGCUGUGGGCGAAUUGCUUGUCGAGGGGCCUAUUGUGGGACAAGGUUACUUAAAUGAUCCUGACAAAACCGCGGCGGCUUUUAUCAGUGACCCAUUGUGGCUCACCGCAGGCCAUAAUGGCUAUGAAGGUCGGCGAGGCCGCUUAUACAAGACCGGAGAUCUUGGAAAAUAUGAUCCCGAUGGCUCUGGGGGCAUUGUCUUCAUUGGGCGAAAGGAUACGCAGGUAAAAUUGCGUGGACAACGUGUCGAGCUUGGAGAAAUCGAGUACCAGCUCAAAGCUAGACUCCCUCCAGGCACCAACGUGAUUGCAGAGGUGAUUGUGGCUUCAGCCUCUCAAGGUCAACCUUUGUUGAUGGCGUUCGUUGCAUUCCAGUCUAAGAAAGGACAGGAGUCUUCCGAUCUACAGUGGGCACAUCCACCUAAAAAUCUACAGGAAAUGCUAUUUACGGCUGACACGGAGUUGGCCAAAGUCCUGCCACGAUACAUGGUGCCCACCGCAUAUGUACCAGUCAACUACAUUCCUGUGAUGAUAUCAGGCAAGACCGAUCGCAAAAGACUUCGACAAUUCGGUGCCACAUUCGACCUGCGACAACUAGACCAAGGCACGACUAGUAUUGCUCCUCGACAGCUAAGCGACCUUGAGCAACUUGUGCGGCUGGCCUGGAGCCAGACAUUGCGACUUCAUCCAGAAACCAUUCGGCCUGAUGACAAUUUUUUUGCCCUAGGGGGCGAUUCGUUAAUGGCAAUGAAACUUGUCUCUCUGUGUAGAGCACAGGGUCUCGCUGUCACAGUGGCGAAUAUUUUUCUCUGCCCUACACUCUUAGCGAUGGCCGAAGUUGUCCAAACUUGCAGCACUCAAACACGGAUAGAAACGCCAGCAUUUUCGAUGAUCUCCCAAGAUAUUGAUAGUGCCUGUCUCGAAGCGUCACAAUGGUGUGGUGCAGAUCCAGCCACCAUCGAAGAUAUCUAUCCCUGCACACCAUCACAAGAAUCUCUUUUUACCUUCUCCAUCAAAUCAACACGAGCGUACAUUGCUCAGAGAGUCGCUUGUAUACCCUCACAAAUCAGCCUUGAUACCUGGAAAAAGGCCUGGGAGGAGGUUGUCGCUGCAAGUCCUAUGCUUCGCACUCGCUUAGUGCAACUCCAAGACCCUGGUUUGCAGCAAGUUGUGUUGAGAGAAAGCAUAUACUGGAGAUAUUCGACUGAUUUAGCGCAAUACCUUGAUGAUGAUCAGAGUGAGAAGAUGGAACUUGGUCAAAGCCUAGCUCGAUAUGCCAUCGUCGACAGCUCAAGGGAUGACAAACGAUACAUGGUCUGGACCAUUCAUCACGUCGUCUACGAUGGGUGGUCCGAGCCUCUGAUACUCCAGAAAAUCAGCAAUGCCCUGCGAGGUGAGCAAAGCGAGCCACAAGCUGAAAUGAAGGAUUUUGUCAGAUAUGUGCGAGACGUGAAUGAAGUCGGCGCUCAAGAGUUUUGGCGACAGGAAUUGGAGGGAGCCGUAGGACCUCAAUUCCCGCGUCUGCCCUCUAGAGACUAUUUGCCGACCCCCAACAGCAUGCCUGAACAUCAAUUUGCACUUGAGACAAACCUUGGAUCGACUUUCACAAUAGCUACAUUGAUCCGCGGUGCAUGGUCGCUCGUGAUGUCACAGUACACAGGAAGCGACGACAUCGUCUUCGGCGAGACGCUCACAGGUCGAGACAUUCCUUUAGCGAAAGUCGAAAGUAUUGAGGGCCCAUUGAUCGCGACUUUACCAUUGCGCAUACAUAUCAACCGAACGAGCUCUGUGGAGUCUUACCUACAAACUGUACAGGAAGCCGUACUUGUGCGCACACCGUACCAACAUGUUGGGAUGCAAAACAUAAGAAAGGUCAGCCGGGAUGCUCAACACGCAUGCGAAACCGGUGCGGGCCUGGUCAUCCAACCAGAACCAGAAUACGUGGGCGCCGAACUUGGAUUUGGGCAGACUGAUAUCAUCCAUGAAGCGCUACAUUUUAACCCGUAUCCACUUAUGUUGGCGUUUGGCACACAAAAGGGUAGCUUGAGGGUCUGCGCGAGCUUUGACACCAGCCUCAUUGACGUCGCACAGAUGAAACGAAUACUCACCCAGGUGGAGAUGGCCUGCUUGCAGUUGAUGGAGGAUCCUUCCAGGAGAAUAAACGAGAUUUCUUGUCUGCCCAAAAUGGAACUCGACCAGAUCUGGCGUUGGAACACAACUCCUCCGUUGUCCUUGGACAAGUUAUCCCGAAGGCUUCGAGCAAAUGCCGGUAUCAAUCAAGGAUCAACAUAUCCUCCUGCGGUGGUCCCUUGGGUAUGUAACCCACAGAAUCCGUCCCUCUUGUCGCCAAUCGGCAGUGUUGGCGAGCUUUGGCUCGAAGGGUCUUUCUUUGCAGGUGAUACCACCUCCUCUCCCAUCUGGCUUCUGGCUGGAAGCUCCACUUGUGCUGGUCGAUCUGGAACAGUGCAAUCGACCGGUGACUUGGUCCAACUACGAGACGACGGCAGCUUAGUCUUCAUCGGUCCAAAAGAGAAUCGCCCAACAAUCCAGGGCCAUGUAAUGGACAUGGCAGACCUCGAAGCUCAUGUCACAAGGCAACUUCCAUCAACAACCCGUGCUGCUGCUGCGGUCUUCCAAUCGCCACUGGACGGAGAAAAGCAGCCAGCCGAGCCUGAAUUGGUCGUUUUCAUCGAGCAACAACCCUCUCAGGAAGGGCAUAUUCCGCUCAUGCCAGCGAAACAUGACAUAACUUUCGACGCACCCGGGCAAAUCGGAACACGCCUGACUAUCCAUGCUACGAUUCAUCCCGUCCUUGCUAUUGCCCUGAAAAAGCUCGACAAAUUCAUCCAAGAUUCUCUUCCACCAUACAUGCUUCCCUCUGCGUACAUCGUGGUUGACAAAAUACCGACUGAGAUGGGACGGGUCGAUCAUAACCUGUUAAAUCAGCUAGCAUCUGUAAUUCCUCGGUCCAUCCUUGCCACCCUACAGGAAAGCUUGAAGGAGGCAUGGAAGAAAACCACCACGCAAACAAACUUGACCACGCAAGAGAACAUUGUGCGGUCCGCCUGGGAGAAGAUACUUAGAAUAAGUCCAGACAAGAUUGACCUGGACGACAACUUCUUCCGCCUUGGAGGGGAUUCUGUGCUGGCCAUGAAAUUAGCAUCGAGCCUUCGGGCUCAGGGACAUACUUUGACGGUGGCCGACAUCUUUCAGAACAUGAAGCUUCGCGACGCGGCUAGAGUGUUGAAAGUGGAGCAGGUGUCCAUGGAGAAGACGCAGGUUUACAAGCCAUUCUCGUUACUGGACGGAGUGGACGUUGGCCCGUUCUUGUCCGACGUUGUGCAACCGAAGCUGGCUGAUCCACAUUGGUCUAUUCAAGAUGUACUGCCAGUAACCGAGUCUCAAGCGAUCGACAUCAAGGCCACAAUUAAGAUCCCGCGAACGUCCAUACAAUACACCAUGUUGUACUUUGAAAAGGGCAUCAAUCUAGACAAGUUGAUCCGCACCUGCAACGAGCUGGUCACGAUUCACGACAUUCUGCGCACAGUCUUCAUCGAGCACGAGUUGUCGCUCUUUCAAGUUAUUCUGGAUAAGCUGGAGUCUCCCGUGACCAUGAAACAAUCUGAAAAAGACCUUGAACAGUACGUUGUCACGCUCUGCGAGGCGGACAUAGAAUCAGAUUUGCGCCUAGGAUCACCUUUCCUCAAGGUGUUCCAUGUCCAGGGUACGGAUGGCAAAGUGUGCCUCGUUAUAAGACUAUCCCAUGCUCAAUACGAUGGCAUCUCUUUGCCCAGGCUGCUUCGAGAUUUGGAAACCUUAUGUACGGGGGGAAGAGUUGUCGAUUUCAGGCCGUUCUCGGCUUACAUGGCACGACGUGGCAUUGAACAAAUCAAGAAACCGGCGCUGAAUUACUGGCGCAAUCUUCUGCACGGCUCCAAACUGUCGAUUUUGGACGGAGUGUCCGCUCAGCACGCCACAAAAUCGAUAUUCUUAACCAAACCGGUCGAUGCUUCCCGCCAUCCCACCGAGAUCACAAUAGCGAGCCUACUAACUGGGGCAUGGGCACUCGUUCUAGCUCGCCGUCUCCAGCAACGGGAUGUGACCUUUGGCAGCAUCACUUCAGGCCGCAACCUAUACAUGCCAGACGUGGAGAAAGUCAUGGGUCCGUGCUACCAGUUUACCCCGGUCCGAGUCCCAUUCGAAGCUGGAUGGACGGCGAUGGACCUCCUGCGCUUCGUCCAGAGGCAGGGCGCCGAGUCUGCAGCCUACGACUUCCUCGGUUUUGCGGAGAUAUCCAAAAGCUGUAAUACGCAAUGGUCGUCGCCAGAGUCCUCGUCGUCAUCACACUUCUUCGACUCUAUUGUCCACCACCAGGAUUUUGAAGACUAUGACACAAUGCCUUUUGCGGGGGGGACUUGCAAGGUGGAGAUUCAGAACCCGCACGGCGACGCGGCUCAUCCUCUGAAGGCCGUCUCGUUCGUCCAGAGCGGACAGACGCAUGUUGGUGUUGUCGGAAGUGAAAGUGAUCACGCCUUGAUUGAAGCGCUCCUCGCUGAAUUGGCUGCAGCUGUCGAAGAAAUUUCUGCCAAUCGACCAGAUGAGAUCCUUCAGCUUAGGGGCAAAUCAUCCGAACCGGCGAAUUGA
Molecule: messenger RNA, 6336 nt
Organism: Fonsecaea multimorphosa CBS 102226
Lineage: Eukaryota; Fungi; Ascomycota; Eurotiomycetes; Chaetothyriales; Herpotrichiellaceae
Exons: 2
Coding region: 1-6336 (2111 amino acids)
Biological process (GO): secondary metabolite biosynthetic process; amino acid activation for nonribosomal peptide biosynthetic process
Cellular component (GO): cytoplasm
Molecular function (GO): catalytic activity; phosphopantetheine binding
Source: RefSeq, a predicted model, not a curated record